CUCAAGAUUUCAACCUUUUCCGAAUUGGAGUCAGCCGCGCCCAAAGAUGCCAUCCUUGCGUCCAACUAGUCUUCGUAUAUAUCCGGCGAAAUGCGGGAAAAGGUCAAGGACGACACCAAGAUGCGCAUUCUAAACACCCACUACUACAUGCCUCCGGACGCGAUGACCGUCGAGCUUAUGACGGACGGCUACACGGACCCCGAAGUCAUAUCGUUUCUGGUUGCACGGCAGAAGAUGCCGGCACGGGACCCUACGUCGCCAGGAGGGAAUCAGGACCGGACUUAUCUUCAAUCGUCUUUGGGCAGCAGUGAAGAGAGAGGUUUUGACCAUCCUCGCCGAGGGCGUCUCCGUUCCGUCAGAGAUCGACGAACUGUGGAGGUCGGAUUGGACACCGUCGCCUUCAUUGAGGAGCACUACAUCAAAGAGAGAGGCUUGUCUCUGGAGAAGACAGUGGACUAUCUCAAGAAAGGCUUUCUCGAUGGCGGUAAACUAGGCAUGAAAUCGCCAAAUAGCGGCCUCUGCUCUCGCAUCUACACGCUCCUUGCCGUAGACUUAGGUCUUGCAAGAAACUAGGUAUCACUAACAUCCAGCAGCGUCAUGGAGAUUUCUAGAAACAGAAAAGCGCAGAAGACUCUAGGAACUAUGACUUGGCGAUUUGGCCUAAAUCGUCUUAGGGUUGUCUUCCAUAACCCUA
Molecule: messenger RNA, 694 nt
Organism: Phialemonium atrogriseum
Lineage: Eukaryota; Fungi; Ascomycota; Sordariomycetes; Cephalothecales; Cephalothecaceae
Exons: 2
Coding region: 91-573 (160 amino acids)
Source: RefSeq, a predicted model, not a curated record